AUGAAGAUUGCCUGCUUGAUCGCAUCUGCCCUUGCUAAACGACGAUUCGAUGAUGACAAGGUCGUUUCCUUCGAUAAUCUCACCGUCAGCCAGAUCCAUACUCUCAAGACCUUCGAUCGAGUUAUGAACUUCGAUUUCUGGUCUCCCGAGAGCGUCGACGAGCUCGUCCCGGGCGGCACUGCUGACAUCCACGUCUCCCAAUUCUACGCUAACGAGCUCGAAGACGCCUUCCGAGCCGCUGACUUUGAGUAUAAAUUAACCAUCCAGAACCUCCAAGAGCAAAUUGACAUUGAGACCAUGUUCUCCCGAAACCACGGGAAGGCCCACGAUCUUCUCCAAUACAAUGAUUAUGAUACCAUCAAGUCUUACUCUCAGUCGUUCGCCGGUUACUUUACUUACGGAUCUUCUUUCGAAGGCCGAGAUCUUUUCGGCGUCAAGAUCGGUACCGGGUCAAAAGUCAUCUCCGUCGAUUGCGGUAUCCAUGCCCGAGAAUGGAUCUCGCCCGCCUACUGCCAGUGGUUCAUGAACGAAGCCAAGAACGGUCAGUUCAACCAAUACCUCAGCGAUGUUACCUUUAUCGUUAUGCCUUCUAUCAACCCCGACGGUUACGCCUACACCUGGAAUAGCGACCGAAUGUGGCGAAAGAACCGAGCUACUGGCUACGGUGGCUGUGUUGGAGUCGAUCUCAACCGAAACUACGACGCCAACCACGCCGGUGAAGGUGCUUCUCCAAAUCCAUGCUCCAACACUUACCACGGUCCAUCUGCCUUCUCCGAACCCGAGGCAAAGGCCCAGCAGAUCGCCAUGCAGCCAUACAUCGAUGAUGGCAACCUCAAAGCCUUCUUAACUGUCCACAGUUAUGGCCAGUACCUCAUCUUCCCCUAUUCCUACGAUUACGCUUCUCAGGCGCCCAAUAAAGCCGAGCUUCAGGAAGUUGGUGAUGAGAUGGCCGCUGCUAUCCGAGAAGUGCACCAACAGAGCUACCUACCCGGCCAGGACAUUCUCUACGUCUGCAGCGGUGUUUCCUCAGAUUGGGCUUACGAUGCAAUGCUCAGCGCUGGCAACUCCGGCCCUCUUGCCUACACUUUCGAACUCCGAGACGAAGGUCGAUUCGGCUUCCUUCUCCCAGCCGAACAGAUUCAGCUAACCUGCGAAGAAAUCGACGCUGCUAUGCAUAAGAUUAUCAACUACGUUAUUGAGAACAAGUAA
Messenger RNA from Oikopleura dioica, 1209 nucleotides. The record is from the annotation of a GenBank genome assembly. NCBI's taxonomy places the organism in Eukaryota, Metazoa, Chordata, Appendicularia, Copelata, Oikopleuridae.